This is a messenger RNA of Caenorhabditis briggsae, 105 nucleotides long. The record is from RefSeq and is a predicted model, not a curated record. The transcript has 2 exons. Bases 1 to 105 code for a protein of 34 amino acids. NCBI's taxonomy places the organism in Eukaryota, Metazoa, Nematoda, Chromadorea, Rhabditida, Rhabditidae.
AUGAUUUUAAUUAACGAACAGAAAAGGGAACCGAAAGCAAUUUGCAAUGCUGAAUGGCAAUGUGGUUCAGGUCGCUUCUCCAAAGAAUCAGAAGACGUCACCUAG